This is a messenger RNA of Sclerotinia sclerotiorum 1980 UF-70, 1020 nucleotides long. RefSeq lists its product as hypothetical. Gene Ontology annotation, biological process: RNA catabolic process. Gene Ontology annotation, cellular component: extracellular region. NCBI's taxonomy places the organism in Eukaryota, Fungi, Ascomycota, Leotiomycetes, Helotiales, Sclerotiniaceae. The transcript has 4 exons. The record is from RefSeq and is a predicted model, not a curated record. Bases 1 to 1020 code for a protein of 339 amino acids. Gene Ontology annotation, molecular function: ribonuclease T2 activity; RNA binding.
AUGCAGAAUCUUAAAAUCACUACCCUUCUCGCCCCUCUAUUUCUCCAAGGCGUACAAGCCUCAUUAUAUGGAGAAAGUAGUCUCAACCACACCUGCGAAUUGAAAACACCCUAUCUUUCCUGUUCCAAAAAUGCCACUCCGGAUCUGACUGAUUCCUGCUGUACGGAAACAUUCGGCGGUCUACUCCUCAGCACCCAGUUUUGGGAUACAUAUACGGGGCGCGAAGCAGAGGGUCAAUUGUUACCUCAGAAUUCGUGGACAUUGCAUGGGCUUUGGCCGGAUUUUUGUAAUGGCUCUUAUACGCAGUAUUGUGAUUUGAGUCGCCAAUAUGAUCCUGAGCCUUCUCCUAAUACCACGACUGGGACGUCGAGCGGUACUCCCGUGCCUCCUUAUACCGGAAAACCUAUUUCAGAUAUUAUUCAGCAAUAUGGAAAAUAUGAUCUCCUCGCCUACAUGAACAAAUACUGGAUCGCGCAAUUAACACCCAACUGGCACCUCUGGGCGCACGAAUUCUCCAAACACGCCACCUGCUUCUCCACCUUCGAUACCCCCUGCUACGGACCCCUCUUUAACCAAACUCCCCACGCAGACCUCAUCUCCUUCUACACCACCGCUCUCUCCUACUACUCUACACUGCCCACGCACACUUUCCUCUCUAGACACCACAUCGUCCCCUCAAAUACAACUACAUAUACACUAUCCGCCUUGCAGUCAGCGUUGAAGAAAGAAACUGGCGCAGUACCAUAUAUUGGAUGCUCGGGGCCGAAAUUCAAUGCUACGGCGGAGGGGAAGGGGAGUUUGGAUGAUGGUCAUACGGUGCUUAAUGAGGUGUGGUAUUAUUUUUAUGUGUUGGGUCAUGUGCAGGAUGGGAGGAAGGUACCGGUGGGUGCGGAUGUUAAUGGGGGGAGUGUUAGUAGUUGUGCUACUGCGAAGGGGGCGUUGAGGUAUUUGGAGCGGAGUGAGGGGUCUGUGAGAGAGGGGAGUGGAAAGUAUGGGUUAGAGGGGGUUUUGGGAUCGUGA